This is a messenger RNA of Globicephala melas (long-finned pilot whale), 312 nucleotides long. RefSeq names its product trafficking protein particle complex subunit 3L (gene TRAPPC3L). Gene Ontology annotation, biological process: endoplasmic reticulum to Golgi vesicle-mediated transport; intra-Golgi vesicle-mediated transport. Gene Ontology annotation, cellular component: TRAPP complex; cis-Golgi network membrane; cytosol. The record is from RefSeq and is a predicted model, not a curated record. Lineage: Eukaryota; Metazoa; Chordata; Mammalia; Artiodactyla; Delphinidae.
GACCUUCUUGCAUGAGUUGCUUUCAAGAUGUACUUGGGAACUACACCAAGUGUGACCUGUAACAAUUCAAGCAGAAAUGAAUUUUCGCUGAUUCCAGAAAAGAAUCCUCUGGUGGAAGAGCUCCCUGCUGGGUGAUCUUCUCUGUGCUACUGCAGUUUACUCUGUGGGAUUAUCAGAGGGGCCCUGGAAAUGGUUCAUUUAGCUGCUGAUGUUACAUUCUUGCAAAACAGACUAAAAGGUGACAGUGUGACAGAAAUAGGAAUGACAUUUCUGAAAAUGCUGGAUGAGGAAAAAUACAGACGGAAAAAAUGA